CGGCGGCGGCGCCCGCGGGUGGUGUAAAAUGGCGGAUUUCGAGGAGUUGAGGAAUAUGGUUUCUAGCUUUAGGGUUUCUGAACUGCAAGUGUUACUAGGCUUUGCUGGACGGAAUAAAAGUGGACGCAAGCAUGACCUCCUGAUGAGGGCGUUGCAUUUACUGAAGAGCGGCUGCAGCCCUGCGGUUCAGAUCAAAAUCCGAGAAUUGUACAGACGCCGGUACCCACGGACUCUCGAAGGACUCUCUGAUUUAUCCACCAUCAAAUCUUCGGUUUUCAAUUUGGAUGGUAGCUCAUCACCUGUAGAACCUGACUUGGCCGUGGCUGGAAUCCACGCACUGCCUUCCACCUCAGUUACACCGCACUCACCGUCCUCUCCUGUGGGUUCUGUGCUGCUUCAAGAUACGAAGCCCACGUUUGAGAUGCAGCAGCCAUCUCCCCCAAUCCCUCCUGUCCAUCCUGAUGUGCAGUUAAAAAACUUGCCCUUUUAUGAUGUCCUUGAUGUUCUCAUCAAGCCCACGAGUUUAGUUCAAAGCAGUAUUCAGCGAUUUCAAGAGAAGUUUUUUAUUUUUGCUCUGACACCUCAGCAAGUUAGAGAGAUAUGCAUAUCCAGGGAUUUUUUGCCAGGUGGUAGGAGAGAUUAUACAGUCCAGGUUCAGCUGAGACUUUGCCUGGCAGAGACAAGUUGUCCUCAAGAAGACAACUAUCCCAAUAGUCUAUGUAUAAAAGUAAAUGGGAAGCUGUUUCCUUUGCCUGGUUAUGCACCACCACCUAAAAAUGGGAUUGAACAGAAGCGCCCUGGACGUCCUUUGAAUAUUACAUCUUUAGUUAGGUUAUCCUCAGCUGUGCCAAACCAAAUUUCCAUUUCUUGGGCAUCAGAAAUCGGAAAGAAUUACUCCAUGUCUGUAUAUCUUGUACGACAGCUCACAUCAGCCAUGUUAUUACAGAGAUUAAAAAUGAAAGGUAUUAGAAACCCUGAUCAUUCCAGAGCACUAAUUAAAGAAAAACUUACUGCAGAUCCUGAUAGUGAAAUUGCUACAACUAGCCUUCGGGUAUCCUUGAUGUGCCCUUUAGGGAAAAUGAGGUUGACAAUCCCGUGCCGCGCAGUGACUUGUACACAUCUGCAGUGUUUUGACGCUGCUCUUUAUCUGCAAAUGAAUGAGAAGAAGCCCACCUGGAUCUGUCCCGUGUGUGAUAAAAAAGCUGCCUAUGAAAGUCUCAUUUUAGAUGGGCUUUUUAUGGAAAUUCUCAAUGACUGUUCUGAUGUGGAUGAGAUCAAAUUCCAAGAGGAUGGCACUUGGUGUCCAAUGAGACCGAAGAAAGAAGCUAUGAAAGUGUCCAGCCAGCCAUGUACAAAAAUAGAAAGUUCAAGUGUCCUCACUAAGCCAUGUUCAGUGACUGUAGCCAAUGAGACAAGCAAGAAGAAAGUGGAUGUUAUUGACCUAACAAUAGAAAGCUCUUCUGAUGAAGAGGAAGACCCACCUGCCAAAAGGAAAUGCAUCUUUAUGUCAGAAACACAAAGCAGCCCAACCAAAGGGGUUCUCAUGUAUCAGCCAUCUUCUGUAAGGGUGCCCAGUGUGACUUCGGUUGAUCCUGCUGCUAUUCCGCCUUCAUUAACAGACUACUCAGUACCAUUCCACCACACGCCAAUAUCAAGCAUGUCAUCAGAUUUGCCAGGAGAACAAAGAAGAAAUGAUAUUAAUAAUGAACUGCAGCUUGGAACACCUCCUGAUACUGUGCAACAAUGAAUACAAAAUAAAACAAAUAAUUUGUAUUUAUGGAAUGGAAAACAGCUUGAUUAUUUCAAGAAAAAUAUGACUGCCUUAUUAUUGCUAGUGCCAUAUUGUCAGGUGCGAAUGGUGCUCGAAAGUUGUAUCAUUAAAAUUGGAAAGUGCUGAACAUUUACAUAUUUAAUUAUGUAGCUAUCAUGUUUUGUUAAAGUUCAUGACUCAAGUAAGGAAAAUGUGGUGUUAUUAAUAAGACAUGUAGAGUCAGUUUCACAUAAAGAAGCACUUAAAAAAAACUACACUUUUUUCAGUGUUAAUAAAAUAAAACAUUUAGAAUGUACCAUCAGAAUUUUAACACUGCCUGCUUUUUAGUUAAAAAUAAUUGAGCAUUUUCAGGCAUGAAAUACUUGGGUGGGCAUAAAAAUAUAUCAGUAUAACAGGCUGUAAUUGAAAUUAUGGUGAAAUAAGAAAACAGCAUUUUACUAAACUACAAAACAAGGCAGUAACAUUUUAAUCCGUAUUCAUGAAACUCCCAUCUAUUUCAUAUAGCAGUUUUAAUAGUAUACUUAAAAUGUUUAAGAUGCAAGACUUUGAGAAUAGUUGUGAGUUUUUUGUCAGAAGGAGUAACAUCUGAAAUACUGUAUCAAACUUCACUGUUAGUGUUUGAGGAAAAAAUGGGUUCAGUGAGAUAUAUUUACAUUAAAACAUUGGAUUUUGUGUGGAGAGCAUCUGUGUCACGGGACACAGUCAGGAGUUUCAACUGAUCUUAGAAACGUUUCUAGUUGUUUUAUUAUGGCAUACCAGAAGUCACCAUAUUCAGUUAUCCUUGGAUAAGGUGUCAAAAGAUAAAGAGGAAGUAAAUGUCUUAAAUCGUUUAUCAGUAUCUAUCCACUGCCACACAUAAAAUGAUCAUCAAAGAGAAUGACAGUACCUCCGAAGAGCUGGUAAUUGAAAUAAUGAAAAUCUGAGGAAUCUUUGCCCCUUGAUGGGCAGCCUCCAGUGCUGGCACUGCACAGACAGUCUGAAAAUUAUAUCAAGCCUGUGUCUUUUAUUUAAAUUGCAGUUUUGAAGUGGAAAUAGUUACACAUUUAGAAAACGAGCAUAUUUUAGCUGAUUUGGCUUCAGUACACAACAUUGCAAAAGAUAGUAAGAUUCUUCUUCAGCUUUAUAAAAAAGGUUUAAGUUACUCAAAUGGACUGAGUGAUUCGACAAACAUUAAAAGUGAUUGAACAUAUAAAAUUAAUUAGGCUAUAAAAAGCAGAAGCGGUUAUAAAGAGAAAAAUGCUACACCAUUUGAAGCAAAACCAAAUUAAUAAAAUUAAGUCAAUUAAAGGUCAUGCCAGUAAACUAUCUUUGUGACUUACUCAGUAAUAGAAAUGUUGAGUAUAUAAAAUUCAGAAGGUAUUGUAAAGGCUAGAAAGAUUUUGAAAUGCUGUUCAGAAGUGGAGGAUUUACUGAAUAAUAUCAUUAAUGUGAAGAGAAACUCUCAGCUUACUGAGAUAUGUCAUCUACUGAUUAUCAGUAUAACGGGGAAGUCAUUGGGAAAAGUUCAUUGUGCUCCCCUUUGUCCAUUGUUGGCUCAGGCUCUGUUGUAUCAUAAAGCUAGUGACAGGCCUAUGGAGUGAAAAACCGUAUCAGCAGUUUUUAAAAUGCUUUAGAAACUGAGUGAUUUCUUUCAAAUAUUUGGUGCUAUAGCUUGUAUCAUUUGAUAAGCCUUUUUAUCAUAUCCUUACAGAUUAUAAGGAAAUAAAUAUACUUUAAAAGAGGUAUAAAUUAUUCAUACUGGUUAUUAAAUAUUUUCAAUAUCAUUUCAACGAAUAUUCUCUAUUUUGAGUAACAGUCUAAUAUCAGACUUUUAUUCUGUAUGAUUGUUAUAUUUGAGGUGACAUUGAAUGCCAGCAUAUAAAAAUUGGCCUGUCUCACUGACCUAUACCUAGUAAUUUUUUUUUUAAUGUUUUAAAAUUUAGGUUUAGGGGGGCUGAUUUUGAAGUUUAUUGCUAGACUUUUCAAAGCUGAAACUUUACUAUUAUUUAUUGUUAUAAUUUUAAUACUUCGAAGUUGUAUUACUGGGCAAACUUUUCCACACUCCUGUUUUUAAAGCAUUAUUGGAGAAUCCCAGAUCUUUGGUUUAGAAAACUGCAUUAGCUAAUAACCCAGUAAACCCUACUAAGAUUUGACUUGUUAGUGAGCAGCAGUUAACCAAGUGCUUGCUUUGUGCAGAGCGUUGAACUGUGUACGACUCUUGAUGUGGGGACAGGGUGACAGAGAGCGAUCCAUGAAACAGACAUCUGUUUAAGAAGUGAUAUUUUAGAUGAACCUCAAUGUGGUGUAUUUCUAAAAAAUAAAUGUGAAGUAUCCUAAGAGCCUAAGUAUGUUUUUUUUUAAUGGUCCGAAUCCAGAUCAUUCUCUCAUCAUUUUUAUUGCUUCUCAUUUUGUUAAGUGAUGAAAGGGAAAAGUUUGCUUUGACUGGUCAUACUUUUCUGGAAAUUUCUGGACUGGUCCCUUUAAGUCUCUGGGAGGUGGUCUUUCCAAUUGUUUUGUGAGGGAAUAUGUUCAUUUUGGGGUUUUAUGCACUUUAAAUAUCACUGAUUGUGGUUAUUGAACUUCUCUAUGGCAGAAUGGUAAGCACUUACCCAAAUGUUUUAUGACUCGUGAUAAAUACAAAAUGAUUUUGGGAAAUAAUUCUUGUCUCCAAAAUAUGAGACAACUAUUAACAAAGCAUUUUUGUUUUAGGUUUGGAUUUUCUUUCCCUUAUUCCAGUUGAUCCCCAGGUAUGUACCCUGAGUUUAAGCAACUAAUUUGUAUUUGAUUGUUGGUUAUGUCAUACUAACUAAAAAUGACCAGUUGCAUAAAAUCAGGACAGUCAACUUUCAGUUACUCAACUUGAUGGAAAGGAAUUACUAUAUAAAUAUCUCACAUUUUUAUUUGGAGGAAGAAAGUUGCUAUUUUUAAAUUUAUGUUAUUUUGACUUAAUAUCUGAAUUUUUAAUUACAUUUUAUUCAGCGUAAUAAUCAGUUGGCAUUUCCUACAAGCACUUGAGUGAUUAAAAUGAGGGGAAGCAAUGAUCCCUGGAAGUUAAAACUUGACAGAGAUUAUUUAUGAAACACUCGUUCUGUAUGUAGAAUAGAGUGGAAGAUGGUUCAACAGGUUUGAAUCAUUAGUUUUAUUCUUCCUUGUGUUUAGAGGCAGUCAGAUUCAGAUGUCGGGGUUGCCCCAGUCUGAAGUUGCUAUAAACCAGUCAUUCCUGUUUUCUCUGCCAACGAUAAGAAACUCGAGUAUCCUAGAGUCCCAACGUGAAGACCUGUAGCACACCUGGACUGACAGGCCUAUAGCGGAGGCAGAGCAGAGGAGGGAAAGGCUUGGGAGAAACAGAAGGGAGUGGGGGAGGGAAACAGACUUGGAGAGAAUUGCUGAGAGUAGGGAGGGCCAGAAGAAGACCCACAGACCACCGCAUUGUAGCCUCAGAGCUUGCUAAGUCUCGUAGCGGCCUUCUGUGUCAGGACUCUGUAUCUGAUCACAAAAACAGCACUGGGUGUUUGGGCCCAGGUUAACGUGCGGAAUGAGGAAUCUCUUCUCACCCUGAGUUGACUUUGUUAUAUCAGUAGAUUCUGUAGCAAAGGUAGCUGUAUGUUUUUCUAGGAAAUGGAUUCUUCAGGCUUAUAAUAUUACUGAUUUUUAUGAGAAUCAUCCUUUAAAAAAAAUGAUCUUGGAACCCAGGGGGUUUUGUUUUCAUAGUGCUAUUUGGCAUACUGUCAGUCCGGCUAACUUACUUGUUAGGCCAGUAGAAGGGUGAGGUGGUGCCUUCAGUUUUCCUGAGAAUCCUUAGUAUUCUUUACCUCCAUGGUGCCCCCUUAAGCCCUGUUAUCUUUGUGUAGAUAUGUGCCAGUUACACAGAAAGAGUUAGAGGUGAAAUGGCUGCAGCCCGAGUGUUACAAGAAUUCGCAGGGCCUACUGACAGCAGGAUGCGGUGUCUAGCCUUCGUCUUAUAAGCAGGAGAGGACCUUUUUAUUACCAGGCAGUCGAAAACAGCCUGAGAGGAAGUAGAAAUAAAAUGCAAGUUUCUGGCCUUUUUUCCAGGUUGUUCCCUCAAUAUUAGUGGAAAAUUAGAAUUGAUCUGAUUUUAAAAUAGUUUAAUGCCUUACAAUUCUCUCUUCAGAGCUUCUGAGAAGCUCUUUAAGAACUAUUCCUUCUCCCCCCCCCACCCUUAACCAAUAUCCUUUUGAUCUCUUUGUGCAUGACUUUCAUUUUAUUGAUGAACCAAGACCGUUACCCAUCCUAAUCACUAAACUACAUUUUUCGGUGAAGCAGCCUGAGUUUUGGUUGCUGCUCUUCCACUGACUGGCAGUGUAAGCCUGGGGCUGUCGUUGCUGUUUUAAGAUCUUUUGGAAGAUCAUGUAGUCGAAACAGCUUCAGUUUUAAAUUCCUGUUUGGUGAUUUAAGUCUAAUGAUAGGCUGAGAAAUUUACAGAAUUGAUAAUAUUGAUAGGAUAUCCUUACUGAUCGUCUUUGAUACUGUUAAUCUAAAGACCAACUUUUAGGGCUUCUCGUGUAUAUUUUGGACCUCACUUACUAAAGUCAGUGCUGUUUUUUCUCACAGAAAAUAUUCUGUGGUGACAUAAACUGUUAGCUCCUGUCUCUCUACUCCUCUUGGGCAAUAUUAGAGUAGUAAACUUGGGUUUGAAUAUGGGGGUCAGCGAUCAAGAUGGUAAGGAAACUUGAAAUAUGAAUUCUCAGAGGGUGGGUAUUGAGUCUCACAAGGAAGAUUAGAUUAGAUCUCUUUUAAGAUUUAUUCCAAAAUUUUGAGGUUAUAUGGGAUACUUCUUUGUUCUGAACAUCCUGUAGUGGUAGUUAGCUAGCAUGUAGUCUCUGUUUCAGAAUGAACGCUGUGAUCCUGAUUACACAGGUAUCAUUUCAUGCAUGUCCAGAGGCUUCAAAUCACACUCUUGAGUUGCUUGAUCUUAACAUUAUUCUUGAAAAGUCUGAUUGGUAGUAAAUUUUGAAAGAAUUAUUGAAUUUCGCAUUGGCAUUUUUUCUUAAUACCAUUAGAAAUAAGUAUUUGCUAGCCUUUUUGGUGUGAUUUAAACCUGGUAUAAAUACAUUUAGUGAGCAAAUUCUUUUGGAGGUUAUGUAUGAGUCAUAACUGUGGGGCCAGUAUUUACUAUUAAAUAAUUUUAUUGUUGUCGACAUUUUUAUACUUGUAUCUAUAUACUUGCUCAACUAAUUCUCCAUAGAUUUGAGAAAAUGAAAAAUAUGCCACACUCACUAAACAGUAGAAUAGAUAACUAAAUUCAUGCCACCUUUUAUCCAAAGAUAUGAAGUUUUGAGAAAUUCUAAACCCCAUGGGGAUUUAAAUAUAUGGCUAUCACUUGUACAUAUCUAACGAUUUCUAGUCUCUUUAUUUAAAAUCAAUGUAGCCUCUUCCUCAUCGGCAUCAUUGUUUGUUUCAAGCAGUACUGUCCUCCUAUGUUUUUGGAUAGUCUCACCUCACCCCUAACAGCAAGCAGUACGUCUGUCACCACCACCAGCCCCCAUGAAAGCAGUACUCAUGUUAGUUCCUCCAGCAGCAGGAGUGAGACAGGGGUCAUAACCAGCAGUGGAAGUAACAUUCCUGACAUCAUCUCAUUGGACUAAAGGAGGACUCACUCGAUUCUAGGAAUCAUUCAUCGAAACUGUUCUUUCUUGGAUCUCUGGUCCGUGGAAGCUAUUUUUUUCGGUAACAAUUACUUUGAUAUUUAUUGAAACGUCAAAUGGAUUCUUCUGCUUUCUGAGAGAUGAUCACAGAGGACUGCAGCAAGAACCAAAUGACAUGCAAGGAUUUUUCUUACCCAUGCUGUACUCUGAGCAUCAGAUACAUUUCGGCUCUAACUGUAUCUUCUCCAGAGAUGGAUUUCAAUUUCCUAUGUUACUGGAUGGAUUCUACACACAUCAGUUAAAAUUUUUUUUGUUGUAAUAAACAGCAAUAAAAUUAUGUAAAUAUUCAAGUAAACUUUUUUCUAACUAAAAAAGGAUGUAAUCAAUGAUUCUAAAAUGACAGCAACUUUUGUUUAACCUGAUGUGAAGGAAAAAUACAUGGAAGGAAGUCAUGUUUGCUGAAUGAGUCCUUUCCACGGAGAUUUGUUGUUUCAUCGAAUAAUGAAGUCUUGCUAAGUGGCCAGAGCUUGGCUCCACUUUUCUUCCUGCAGUUCCCCUUUUCUUCCUGAUUACAUCAAAGAAAAAUGGCCUUUGUGUUACUUAUUUUUCCCUGGUUGUCAUUUACACUUUGAUGUUGUUUGCUAGCAGUUGCAAAGGGAAGUUCUGGGAAUCGGCUGCUUGAUUUCAGUGAUUGUGCUGAAGAACACUAUGCAUAUUCUGCCCUGAUGUAAUGCGUGUUAUUUUUGGUAAUUGUCCAUUCUCAUUCUAGAGGUUUCUACAAAAUUGGGCUUGCCUUCCCGAGAAAGAAAUUCUGUGCAGCUAUUGAAUGUCAAAUGAAAUGCUUUUGGAGUAACCUGUGGCUAGAAUGUUCAUUAGAGUCUUGCUUACACUGACCAGGAACAUUGUGAGCUUUGAGGCAGUAGAAGAUCAGAUUUCGGGGAUGUGGGAUUAACAGUUUAAUCUCUUUCUAGGAACUGCUUUUGCUCAUUUAUUUUAUAGAAUAAUAUACAAGUCUUUGUUGAAACUUUUCAUGUUUUAGUGACACUAACAAAGCGGAUAUGAUUUAGAACUCUGGUCACGCAUUUCUCACCAGUACAGUCCCAGUGAUGAUUUUCAAACUUAAUUAGAAGACACAAACAACGGUGAGGCAUGGGGACUGCAUUGGAUUUCCUAUUCCUUUUUUUUAAAGAAGUAAAUAACCACAAAGGACACACAAAGUUAGAAGUGUGUGAAUAUAAAAUAAGGAGGUUUGGGGGAGGAUGGGCCUGUAGCCCACUUUGAAAACCACUCACUCAGAGUGGUCUUGAUUUUCAGUCCCCCAGGAGACUGACUUUUACCCUUAGAGAAACAUUUCUAUCCACAUUUUAUAUUUCCCUUUGUUUCAUUUGGCUCCCUAAAUUUUUGAGUUCUCAAGGAAUUAAUAAUUUUCUAAUGUUUAUCUUUCUCUCCCUAACUGUGUCUACUUUAAAAAUAAAAAACCCUUUUUAAAAAUGACUAAUCUAACUGAUUCCUCAGACCGAAGUGCCCAGCCGAAAAGAUCGAGUUCAGUUAGACCAGGGACACAUUGCAUUACUUCAGGGUUGGUGGAACUCUAGGAAGCUGACUUGUCACUGCUUGGGUGGUUUUUGUUUUUAAAUGCCUCGAGUUUUCAUGGCGCUGUGCUCCUUUUAUACUGAUUUAAUUUCAUGUGAUUUUUUACAUCAUCUCCUUUGGCUCCAUCAUCCCUUUACUUAAUGCAUUCUUUCUUUUGGAGAGCUGCUUACUAUUGAGAACAUGGAAACAAACCAGAAUCUUCUUGCAGCAGUUGCACCGUCAUUGCCAGUUUCACCUUCGUAGUCAUUAGAGUUCUAGUUCAUGUUACAGGCCUUUGGUCCACAUAGAGAAUUUGUUCCUCGUAAGAUUUUAUGUUGCUGCUCUACACACAGAUGCAAUCUCUGUUAACUCUGUAAUCAGAUAGAAAACGUAACUCUGAUUUGUGUGGUAUAUAAUUUGUUAAUAAAUAAAUGAUGUAUAUUUGUUACCAUUUUGUUACCCUUUAGAUUCUUGGACUCCCCCUCCCCAGUGUAAUCAACAAAGUUUUAUAAGGUUAAAUGAAAAUAUAUUCAUAGAAAUUAUUUACUUGGUUCUUGUAACCGAUACCUCUGUGCUUUUUAUAGUUGUGCUUUGUUUCCUUUCUACGAUUUUAUGUGAACAGUUUUAGUGUUCAUUUUUGGUGCUUUAUACUGAAAUUACAUAAAAUUAUAAUUUAUACAGGCGACUAACAUUUUUAAAAAUAUACUUUUAAGUUUGUAAUCUUAAAAUUGGGGCUUUUAUGUAUGCAUCUUUGAGGGUGAGUACUUUUCUUUAUGCUUUUGCCUUACAACAGCAUGAUCAUUGAGUCGUUAUGUUUUUGUUUUUUUUUUAAAGCAUGGUCACCAAAUACUUCUCCCAAGAUCCUGACUUGUUUAGUAGUUUAUUUUACUUGCCCAGAUUUCCGCGUAACCCAGCGUAAUGCAGUUUCAGAGGAGGUUGUCUUAGCUGUUACGUAGAUGUGAGCCUGCUAGUGAUUAUGUAGAGAUCUUUUAAGGAAGGAAACUGCAGACUGCACCUACUGGUCUCCUCUUAAAACACUGAGGCAGCCUGUGGCUUUGAUCCUUAUUCAUGUAGAAAUGUUAAGAGCUUUCCUGGCUUUGGUGACUCCUGACUACUACGGACCUGGUGCUGAGAAUAGCUUCACAGCUAAACUCUGCUGACAUUCACUCACUUUCUGACCCUUAGGUGAGCCACUUUAGGAUUUUUAAUUUCCAUUUCUGCCCAGAAGGAGGUAAAUGCCUUUACCAGAAGGUAAAAAUACUUGGCAUCUGCCAUAGAAUAAUUAUAAAGCCAAAUGAAAUAAUAGCGUUAAAUUUAGGUUAUGUGGCAUUUACAGUGUACUUCAGGAAAGCUAGGAUGAAAAUAGUAUGAUUAGGGGAGGGUUGUAAGUCUAAGUAAGUUGAGCCAUGCCUCUUGACAUAAAGUAAGUUUCCCUAGAGUAGUAUCUUAAACGAGUUUGAAGGAGGAGUAAAUUUGGAUUUUAGGUGAAAUGGUAUUCAACAAAGACUUCUUGACAUUAAACCUUUCAGGCAUUCUGCCUUCAGGCCAGUCCUGGAUACUAGUCAUUUAAUAACCAAGCUUGUUUUCCUUUUGCUAAUAAAGUAUUCAUUAGUUACAUUUUGUCUUCUUAAGUAAAUUUCAUUUUUACAAAAAAAUUAAACAUUAGUUUAAUUCUUGGGUAUGCUUUUUUAUUUCUCUUUAACUCCCAGUUGGUACAAAAGCGUUAACUAUUUACCCCCCCCCCUUUUUUUUCUAAGUAAACGCUUGUUUUCCUAAUUCUUUUCAUUUAAACUUGGGUGUGAUGUGUUCUGUGGCCCUGGGUCCAUGUGCUGUGGGAGCAUAUUGUCAGUAAGGUCAGUGAUGGACGAUUCAGUCCGAUUCACCGUUUUUUUCUGUUGCAGUUCUACAUGAAUAUGGUGAGACUUGUGGAAAAAAAUUUAAGACUUUCUCUGCUUUUUUUAAGAGUCUGAUGCUCCUGUCAAAUGAAUGACUGGUUUGUAAGCCCCCCCCCCUUUUUUUUGUUAUUAGGAGCCACACUCCCAACUCCUAGCAGAAACAAAUAAAGCUAUAUGAAAGUG
This is a messenger RNA of Enhydra lutris kenyoni (northern sea otter), 11006 nucleotides long. RefSeq names its product protein inhibitor of activated STAT 2. Gene Ontology annotation, molecular function: transcription coregulator activity; zinc ion binding; SUMO ligase activity. Gene Ontology annotation, biological process: regulation of transcription by RNA polymerase II; protein sumoylation. Bases 29 to 1747 code for a protein of 572 amino acids. The record is from RefSeq and is a predicted model, not a curated record. The transcript is spliced from 13 exons. Lineage: Eukaryota; Metazoa; Chordata; Mammalia; Carnivora; Mustelidae.